CGCUCCCUCUCUCUCUCAUUCACUCACUCACGACUGCACAAUAAAGGGAUCUUUGAAAAAAUUCAAGGGAGAGAGACGUGCGAGAGAGAAGGGGAGGAGGAGAGAGAGGGGAGGGGGGAACGGCGUAUGCUUGUAUACAACAACCCCGAUUUCCAUUUUUUCCCAACUCGUAAUGUAUUUAAUUCAAGUGAAACGUAAUCAUGACGUGUAGCGUCAUUAAUCUCCUCGCCGCCUCUCCCGGAGCUGUAGCAGGGGCUCAGAAGGACUGGAAUCACUGUAUCUGUUCCUCCCUCUGCAAACAGACCGGAGCAUGUCACACUCACUCUAAAGAGUAUGGAUUCCCCUCCGGAGUGUGUGCUGGCUCUGUCCUGUGACCCACCCCAGAUGUCCCCCCCCCUCCCCGCCCUGGACCACAGCCCCCUCCCCACCUUGGACCACAGCCCCCUCCCCCUGCAGCACACCCCACCCUCCCCCCAACCGCACCGUGACCAUGACGAUGAGCCGGAGCAGGAGGAGGAGGAAGAGGAGGAUGAAGAGGAGCUGUCGCCCCCCCCGUCCCCGCUGUUCCCGGGCGGGGGGCUGGGCGGGGGGCCGGGCGGGGAGCUGGGUUUCGGAGCUCUGGAGCGUGCCCUGUGCUCCAGUCAGGACCCCCGGAGCAGCGCAGAGCUGGACCUGCAGCUGUUCCACAACGGCCGGCCGGCCGGGGCGGGGCAGGAGGGGGUGGGGCAGGGGGCGGGGCUGCAGCUCAGGUUCCCCUGUAAAGUGUGUGGGAAGAGGUUCCGUUUCAACAGCAUACUGUCUCUGCACGCCCGAGCCCACACUCUGGACCGCGAGCGCGAACGCGAGCGCCACCACAACCCCAACCCGCCGCUGGAGACGGGGAGUCCCGUCGGCCUGCCCACCCUCAGCCCGCCUGCUGUGACCCCGCCCCCGCCCCCCACAGAGGGGGCCGUGCCCCUCGCCCCCGCUGAAGACCCCGCCUCUCAGGUGGCGUCCUCGUUCCGCUGCCACGCCUGCAAGGGGAAGUUCCGCACGGCCGGAGAGCUGUCCCGCCACGUCCGCAUCCUGCACAACCCCUACAAGUGCAGCAUGUGCGCUUUCUCCGCCAGCCAGGAGGAGGCGCUGGCCGCGCACCUGCAGGAGAGCCACGCCCCUGAGAGCCCUGGCCCCGCUCCCGGCCCCGCCCCCCUGCCGCUCCCCCUGCCCGCGUUCCGCUGCGACACCUGCGGACAGCGCUUCACGCAGUCCUGGUUUCUGAAGGGCCACAUGCGCAAGCACAAGGCCUCCCUUGACCACAAGUGUCAGGUGUGUGGGCGGGGCUUCAAGGAGCCCUGGUUCCUGAAGAACCACAUGAAGGUGCACCUGAACAAGCUGGGCCUGAAAGCGGGCGGGGCCUCAGGAGCCGGGGCCUCAGGGGGCGGGGCCUCAGGGGGCGGUGCCGGGGAGCAGAGCAAGGCCCCCCCCAGGAGCCAGGCGUUUGGGGCGCUGUACUCCAGCCUGCUCCUGGCGCGUGGGGGCGGGGCCAGGGCGGGGCCUGGGGAGGCCGGAGAGCCCAGUAAGGCCUCGCUGCUGAGUUACCUGGGGUUGCCAGGCGACGGGGGCGGCAGCUGCAUGGAGAGGCUGCAGGCUGUGGCGCAGGUGGCUGAGAGGGGCGGGGCCAGCGCUGGGGGCGGGGCCAGCAUGGGGGCAGGGGGAGCAGCUGUCUGGCAGCUGGUGGCGCGUAGUUUAGCCUCCAGCCAGCAGGGGCAGCAGCGCGUACAGAAGAGCUCGGUGGCCGGCGAGGCAGAGCAGGUGCGUGCGUACCUGGAGGGCCUGCUGUCGCGAGCCGACGCCCGAGCCGACGCCCCUGCCGCGCCCUGGGAGUGCCCGGACUGCGGGAAGCUGUUCGGCUCGCUGCCACAGGCUAUCGCUCACGCACGUGUGCACACCCACAGACCCCACAGGGAGGAGCCCAGGAAACCUGGCCAUGCCCCCAAAACCCCCGCACCCCACACCCCAAAAACAACCGCCCCUUUACUGCACCCUGCUGGAGGAUUACACUCCGGCAUCAGCCACAACCAAGGUGAGAAUGGAUUACGGGCAGGCUCGGUCAGAGAGAGGGUGAGGGGGACAGGUGUGAAAGACUGUCCGUACUGCGGAAAAGCAUUCCGCUCCUCUCACCACCUGAAGGUACACCUACGAGUGCAUACAGGUAUAUCCCAGCCCAUCUCCCCACACCUGCCUACAGCAUCCCAGCCCAUCUCCCCACACCUGCCUACAGCAUCUCAUCCCAUCUCCCCACACCUGCCUACAACAUCUCAUCCCAUCUCCCCACACCUGCCUACAACAUCUCAGCCCAUCUCCCCACACCUGCCUACAGCAUCUCCCCACACCUGCCUACAACAUCUCAGCCCAUCUCCCCACACCUGCCUACAGCAUCUCAUCCCAUCUCCCCACACCUGCCUACAGCAUCUCAGCCCAUCUCCCCACACCUGCCUACGGCAUCCCAGCCCAUCUCCCCACACCUGCCUACAGCAUCUCAUCCCAUCUCCCCACACCUGCCUACAACAUCUCAUCCCAUCUCCCCACACCUGCCUACAACAUCUCAGCCCAUCUCCCCACACCUGCCUACAGCAUCUCCCCACACCUGCCUACAACAUCUCAGCCCAUCUCCCCACACCUGCCUACAGCAUCUCCCCACACCUGCCUACAACAUCUCAUCCCAUCUCCCCACACCUGCCUACAGCAUCUCAGCCCAUCUCCCCACACCUGCCUACAACAUCUCAUCCCAUCUCCCCACACCUGCCUACAACAUCCCAGCCCAUCUCCCCACACCUGCCUACAGCAUCUCAGCCCAUCUCCCCACACCUGCCUACAGCAUCUCAGCCCAUCUCCCCACACCUGCCUACAGCAUCUAAUCCCAUCUCCCCACACCUGCCUACAGCAUCUCAUCCCAUCUCCCCACACCUGCCUACAACAUCUCAGCCCAUCUCCCCACACCUGCCUACAGCAUCUCAUCCCAUUUCCCCACACCUGCCUACAGCAUCUCAGCCCAUCUCCCCACACCUGCCUACAACAUCACAUCCCAUCUCCCCACACCUGCCUACAACAUCUCAGCCCAUCUCCCCACACCUGCCUACAGCAUCCCAGCCCAUCUCCCCAUACCUGCCUACAACAUCUCAGCCCAUCUCCCCACACCUGCCUACAACAUCUCAUCCCAUCUCCCCACACCUGCCUACAGCAUCUCAGCCCAUCUCCCCACGCCUGCCUACAGCAUCUCAGCCCAUCUCCCCACACCUGCCUACAACAUCUCAGCCCAUCUCCCCACACCUGCCUACAGCAUCUCCCCACACCUGCCUACAACAUCUCAUCCCAUCUCCCCACACUUGCCUACAGCAUCCCAGCCCAUCUCCCCACACCUGCCUACAGCAUCUCAUCCCAUCUCCCCACACCUGCCUACAACAUCUCAGCCCAUCUCCCCACACCUGCCUACAGCAUCUCAUCCCAUCUCCCCACACCUGCCUACAGCAUCUCAUCCCAUCUACCCACACCUGCCUACAACAUCUCAGCCCAUCUCCCCACAACUGCCUACAGCAUCUCAUCCCAUUUCCCCACACCUGCCUACAGCAUCUCAGCCCAUCUCCCCACACCUGCCUACAACAUCUCAUCCCAUCUCCCCACACCUGCCUACAACAUCUCAGCCCAUCUCCCCACACCUGCCUACAGCAUCCCAGCCCAUCUCCCCACACCUGCCUACAACAUCUCAGCCCAUCUCCCCACACCUGCCUACAACACCUCAUCCCAUCUCCCCACACCUGCCUACAGCAUCUCAUCCCAUCUCCCCACACCUGCCUACAACAUCUCAGCCCAUCUCCCCACACCUGCCUACAUCUCAUCCCAUCUCCCCACACCUGCCUACAACUGUGUUUUUAUCUGUUGCAGCAGUUGUACAUCUGAUAGAAUGUGCGCGUGCGCUGACUAUGUGUGUGUGUGUGUGUGUGUGUUAGUAGCUGACUCUGUGUGUGUGUAUGUGCAUUUGUAGCUGACUGUGUGUGUGUGUGCAUUUGUAGCUGACUCUGUGUGUGUGUAUGU
Molecule: messenger RNA, 4071 nt
Organism: Anguilla anguilla (European eel)
Lineage: Eukaryota; Metazoa; Chordata; Actinopteri; Anguilliformes; Anguillidae
Gene: znf219
Product: zinc finger protein 219
Exons: 4
Coding region: 334-3936 (1200 amino acids)
Biological process (GO): regulation of DNA-templated transcription
Cellular component (GO): nucleus
Molecular function (GO): DNA-binding transcription factor activity, RNA polymerase II-specific; RNA polymerase II cis-regulatory region sequence-specific DNA binding
Source: RefSeq, a predicted model, not a curated record